Molecule: messenger RNA, 713 nt
Organism: Pararge aegeria (speckled wood butterfly)
Lineage: Eukaryota; Metazoa; Arthropoda; Insecta; Lepidoptera; Nymphalidae
Exons: 3
Coding region: 105-548 (147 amino acids)
Source: RefSeq, a predicted model, not a curated record
UAAAUAAUUUGCUCAUGAACAAUUUCUUUAUCACGCCACGCCCGCCAUUUGGGUCGUUGUUCUGCCAUUGUGCUGUUUAAAAGUUCAUACAUUUAACCUUUAAUAUGAUUACUGUCCUUACAUUUACGUUAUUACUCGUCAGCUCUGCUGUGUCGAAACCACGAUACGCAGAGCUCGACGAAGAUGAGCAGCUGUUAUUUCGAGCAGCAUACGACACUCCAUCGUACGACCACGACGAGUACGCAGAACCAGAAGAUCUGCAACCUGGCAAAUUAGAUCUCCUUAAGGACGGCUUGUGGGCUAUAAAGGCGAAGAUCAACGAACUGAAAGCAUUCAAUAAGGCCUUAGCGGCUAAUUUGCUCUCUACAAAGCUAAAAGUUAAGGAGCUUCUUAUUAACAGUAUUAUGAUGAAAAAACAUCACCACGAUACAGUUGAUCACAAAAAACCCAUGCAUAACUAUCAGCCUCAACCUUAUCCAACAUACGAGCCGCAAGUUCCUCAAUAUGGUGCACAACAGUAUGGGCACGACCCUUACUAUGGAAUGUAAAAAGCAAUAAUCCUACAAUAUUAUGCGCUGGACGCUAUACCUACCCACAUUCUCUCUAACUUCUUCAUAUAGAAAGAAAAUAGAGUUGAUUGAGAUGUUUAGAGAUUAUAUUUUAAUGAAAUAAACAUUUUAUCCUUUGUAUAAUAAUUAUAUACUUACUGUAUU